This is a messenger RNA of Pocillopora meandrina, 6743 nucleotides long. The record is from the annotation of a GenBank genome assembly. Lineage: Eukaryota; Metazoa; Cnidaria; Anthozoa; Scleractinia; Pocilloporidae.
UAAAAAGUCACGGUAAGGCGUUGUUCCCUUACAAGGUAAGUUUAAUUUGCAACGUUAAGGAAAGAUUCAAUUCGGGUGUCGCAUGCACUGGGGAAAAAAAGGCUGAGAUCCAUUUCUUAGUCGAAUCUUAAGCCGUGUCAAUUUGCGCAAGUCGAAUGCUAUACGACUGAGCUGAAGUAGACUCUUGGAAGGUUCAGGCAGUUUCGUGGGUUCGCUUGUGGACAUAAACUGCGUUGUUUUAGCAUCUGAAAUUUCAAAAGAAUCCGGAUUUUGUAAGACUUUCAUUUGGUUAUAACGAAUCACUAUCAAACUGGUCCCGCUAAAAACCUUCUGAACGUGAGGUCAUAUCUAGUGUUCGCAUGUUUAAUUUCAAGAGCUUUCAGAUGGCGUUAGGGCUCUAUUUUCGUAUCAACUAAUCGUUAACAAAAUGAUUUCUCAAAAACCUAAUUUCUAACUCGGAAAGGGAUAUGUCUAAGAUACGAAUAUCAUGCUUUUGAUUGAUUGUCGGCCAACUCGAUUCAGCUGUAGAGAAGCUACAUUUAUUUGAUCAGAAGCACAUUGUUUUAUUACUCCGGCCCAGGCCCGUAGGGCCUGGGCCAGGAGUUAUAAAUUCGGCUCGAUUUGUAGUUUUCGACACAAAUCUGCAUUCUUGCGCAAUAUUGUGACGUAAUCCCAGUGCGCUUUGCAGGCGAGUUUUUCCAUUUGACAGGCUCGUGUUUCUGUAUCGUGCUCAAGCUCACGUUUGUUCAAUUCGUUCAAUCCGCUCAAGCUCACGUUUGUUCAAUAAAAGGCACUGGACGUAGCCGUUCAUUCCUGGCUAAAGGUAAGCUGUCUUGUGUAUUCUUUGUUAUUUUGAGUUGUGCUGUAGCUUUUUUCCAAACACUGCAACAUUCUCUCACCGUCGAAAACAAAUAAAGGUUGAAUGCCAAUGAAUGCCUUGAUACCUUGAAUGCCAAACUUACGAAAGUACACUGAAUGCCUGAACAAGAAUCGGGAUUAAGCUUAAACUAAAAUGCACUACUUAGAACCUGAAUGCCAGAAUUCCUAUGUAAACAACUUAGAAGUGAAUAAUGGCCGUAAUUGUUGUUGCCCAGAGUCUACAUUUACAUCUGUACCUGGCAAAGACAAAUCUAUUUCAAUAGAGGGCUGUAGAUCUCGAUAUGCCGAGUUUAUCCAUUGUCAUUGUGUCAAGGCUAGCUGCCAUACAGUUCGACGUGAUCGUGAACCAAGCAGAAUUCCAGUGAAACGGCUCACUCGUGUUUUUAAAAAAAGCAGGAAAAUAAGGAGGCUAGUGAAAAAACACAUCAUCAAAAAUAUACCGCGGUCAUCUCGAAUUCAUAUUUAUAUUACAUUUAGAAGUGCUCGUCCAACUGUUGAUUUUAGUUAUAACACCCAUAUGUUUCAGUGGAGAUCUGGACACAAGGUUAAACCAAGAAAAAAGCGAGUUUUCGCAUCUCACUUUGCUAUAGCAUCACGCAGAAGAAACCAUAAGACUACUAACCUGAAGUUUAAGGUUAAGGAAAAUUGUAGAUUUCCAAAGGCAGUAAGUAAAGAUAUUUUAAAAGAAUCACGUGUUUAUAAAAAUUGAAUCAUAGGGUAAACUAUUGCCAAUCACUCCUUUGCAGAGAUAUAGAAAAAAAUCCAGGCCCUGUCUCUGUUGUUCCCUCUCAAACACUUCAUGCACCAUAUUGUCAAGGUAAUGUUGCAGUGUUUGGUCAAAAUGCUGGACAGCAAUGUUCAGCCAUGUCUUUAUGUAGUCUAAUAUACAAUGACAAGAAGUCAAUUACUUCUGCAGAAGACUUGGUUGAAAUUAUGAACAUUGGUAACAAACUGUAUUCUAGUCUAUCGACCAUAUCCAGAAACUCUUUCUUGAUGUUAACAGAGUUACCUUCAAUGAUUAUGGUGUUUGACACUAAUUAUCACCUCCAAUAUAGUGAAAGUUAUACUUGUAGGUUACAUGCGAACAGCAAUUAUUCAAUUGAAGGCUUUCCUUACUGCAUGCCUCUGGUUAGUGCUUUGCAAACUUUAAUUGCAGAAACCUAUAACUCAUUCCUUUUGACAAUACAGAUUAAUACUGUAGCAAUUUAUCGUACUUUACAUGGUGCAUAUAAGGUAUUUGAUUCCCAUGCUAGAGAAUCAUUUGGUUUGGCCCAUCCUCAAGGAACUUGUGUUUUGUUGCAUUUCCAGGAAAUGAAUAAAUUAGUGGAAUAUUUUCAGAGUUUAUAUACUAAUGAUGCCAUAUUUGAGCUGAAAGGUUUAAACAUUUCUGUAUCAGAAAUUGGAGUUCAUGAUCAUAACAAGCCAUUUUCAUCAGAAGAUCAAAAUGUAACUUGUCAGACAGCUGCUGUUAAUGAAGAUAUCACUAUGGAAAUUGAUGCAAAUAUUAGUCUUUUAAAAAGAGUUGUGCCAUAUGCUUUUAUUGUGUUUGUUUUUCAAUUAUUAAACCAUGUAGUUAUUGGAAGUCAUUUACAUUAGAAGCUGUUGUUGAACAUGGAAAUAUAUUUUAUAAAGAAAACCUUGACACCAGUAACCAGUUCACAAUUGAUGGGUUACCACUUAGGCUUAAGAUCUAUGAUGCUGAUGUAGAUGUGAAAUACAGUUCAAAACAUCAAGGAAUCUUUUCAUGUAGUUCUUUGUCCAGCAAACUAGUACUUCAGAGGUUAAUUUUAGACAACAAAAAUGUGAAUACUGGAUUUCUUCUAUGGCUCUCUGGUUACUGUCUAAGUUGUGUAAUCAUGAAUCUAUCUCCCCAUAUUAGGAUUUUGUUCUUAAUACUAUAGUACACUAUACUUACAAUGCACAGGGUUGGACAUUAGCUAGCUCCCCCCCAUUCCCAGACGAGUGUCAAAACAUCUAAAGCAAAUACAAAUUUUAGAUUUUUAUUGCAUUAAAUAUCAUUAAAGACACUCGCCACUUGCUGUCAAAAUUACGUGUAAGUUUCCAUCCCUAAUGAUGCAUUCUAACCAUAAUAACAUCUUUUAGUACCCUCCUUCCAAUAAGCACCCCCAUUAUGGAAGUACUUCCCCUUGACUGUCGUCUUGUUAUUCCAAUAACCAAAAUGAUUUACUACCAUGAAUGGACUGUCACUAGAUUAUGACAUUUAAUAACAACCAUUCCUCAAUCACAACAUUUCAUUUUAUUUUCAGGUCAUACAGCAUCUCUUCAAAUGGCAGGAGCCAAAACCCAAGCCAACAGAACAAGACAUAGUAAAUCUACUAAGCACUAAGUUCACACUGAGAGUGGAUCUCGACCGAAAAAUAUUGGAACACGCUGCACCAGCAGACACCGACACUCACCCUGAGCCAGAAGAAGAAGAAUCAAACUCCAAAAAAGUUAAAACAGCUUAAGUAACUUGAUUUAGAACAGUGGUCUUGAUUUUAUUCUCUUAACACAGACACAAGAUCAUCUAAUAACAUGUUUGAAUAUCAAAGUACUUGGUUAAUGUAAAGUAUUUCAUUAAUGCCUUACCAAAUUGUUAUCACAUUUUAUUUGUUGUUUUACAAGAGAUUCAUACAUUUAUGAAAUGAAAAAAAAGUUAAAACAGCUUAAGUAACUUGAUUUAGAACAGUGGUCUUGAUUUAUUCUCUUAACACAGACACAAGAUCAUCUAAUAACAUGUUUGAAUAACAAAGUACUUGGUUAAUGUAAUGUAUUUCAUUGAUGCUUUACCAAAUUGUUAUCACGUUUUAUUUGUUGUUUUACAAGAGAUUUAUAUAUUUAUAAAAUGAAAAAAAAAAAGUUAAAACAGCUUAACUAUCUUGAUUUAGAACAGGGGUCUUGAUUUUAUUCUCUUAACACAGACACAAGAUCAUCUAAUAACAUGUUUGAAUAACAAAGUACUUGGUUAAUGUAAAGUAUUCGAUUCAUGCUUUACCAAAUUGUUAUCACGUUUUAUUUGUUGUUUUACAAGAGAUUUAUAGAUUUAUAAAAUGAAAAAAAAGUUAAACAGCUUAAGUAACUUGAUUUAGAACAGUGGUAUUGAUUUUAUUCUCUUAACACAGACCCCCGGGGCUCCGGGGACAUGGGAGCUGUUUGAAAUAGCAAUUCCAGCCUUCUGAGAGAAAUUUCCAGUCAAAACACCAUCAUCACCCACCCCCAACUGGGGCUCAACGAAGGGAUGCCCCACCCCUUUGCGAAGGUUCAAAACUUGCUGAUACACCCCCCUUUUCCUCCACCGCACCCCCAAUACUUUUUUACAAGUCCCUAAAGACCCAACAGGACAAAAAACCCUCAAAUUCCAACACAAAUCUGAUAAUACUCCAACAGCUCAUUGUUUAUUGUCAUAUAUACACACAUUGUUUAAGAAUCAAUCCCCCCCCCACCCAAACAUCCACCUCUAAAAUGGCCGGAGUGAACGCUCAACAGGCGUCUUGUUUUUAAACAUUCAUGUACUCGUGUUUGACGACACUUUCAAAACAUCUACUUCGCGCAAGAAAAGCCUGAAAAUCAAAGCGAAUAGUUUUCAAUCUGGAUCGUUGAUGCAAUAUAAAGCCCUAUAAUCAAAGUUACCUCCAUUAUUGCCUGAUAAGGAAGUAAAUUAAAGAGACUGAGAGCUAGAUUUAUGGUUGGGGAACAAACUACUACUAAACAUCGUUUUAUAUUUUGUUAUCAAAUUUGUUUUAAUUGUGUCUUAAACCAUUUGUUGAAAGCGUGUUGAUUAAAGAUUUCUAAUUUCUAACAUUGUCACAGGAGAAGUAAAUAUUCCAUUUGAAAGCCUUUCUCGAAACUUUACUAAUAUUGCUAUAAAAAAAAAAUUCACUUCCAGAUUUUAUAAUCUGGAUAUAAUGAUUUUGAGCUCGGACGCAAAUAUAAUGUAAUUCACAUAACAGCUCGAAUCUUUAGAUUCAAAGUAAUUCGGCAUAAUUGUUUUUGACAGUUUGCAAUAUAUAGAGUUUAGAAAAUCUAUCCUUUUUUAUCUUCUGUCCACCUCAAGAAUACUUUGACUACCAAAAUAACUUACCAAUACUUCUUCCUAAUACUAGUACAAUUUAUUUCUUGGAAUGUGCUGAUGUUAACCCACCAAGUGUGCGAGGCGGACAUUAAAAGUUCUCUGAAACUCGAUCAACUAUUAAGGCAAUAAAUUUUAAGAGAGAGAAAAAUAGAUCUCAUGGCUUUAAUUCUCACCAAUGAAAUCAAAGAAAGGAUAACUUGCUUUCUUAAAUAGCACAAUGUCCGCUGAAUGUCUUUGAUAUGAUCUCAAACAUUUGACAAAUAUGAAAUUAUCCCAUUAAUUUUAUGAGAGGGCUUUUAAGCCUUUCCAUAGAUAACACGUUUGAUUAUGAAAGCAUUUCGGCGGAAAUUCCACAAACUUUUGUUAAAUAGUGAAACAAUAUUCCCAAGUAUCUCGAAAAAAUCCUUAAGAUAUUUUGUUUUGAUUUGUUUUGUUUUUUGUGUUGAAAUUGAGCUGAUUCCCUUUGGCCAGAUAGCCACUUUUGGGAAUUAAAAAUGGUUGGUAAAACUCUCUGCAUAAGUGUCUCGUUGAUGAGGGAGAAGGGGAUUUAUACGCUUUGGAAUUCUUUGUAAAGUUGCGUCGCCCGCUUCUCUUGACUCCUCCUCAAUCGUUGUAGCCACAACACGGACGAUAACAAUAUUGAGCAAAGCGAGGGUGAUGGCCUCUUUCAGAAAUAAUCUAACAUGGUGGUAUAUUAUCUUAUUGGUAACCCAAAAGGUCUUGGUUUUCUCGCUUUAGAGUCAGGCUUCAAACCUAAGUUUGAAAUAUUUAUAAAGUUGCAAAUAAUUACAUUGUACACUUAAUAUCACCAGAGCUCAAGUACGCCUAAAGCUGAGUUGUGUUCAGGAUGCAAAAUCGUUGGUUGUUGUUCAGCGCCCUGAUGAUUCUUUUACAUCUCGGUGGGUAUGGCAACAGAAUGUUGGACGCCGCAGACGGACCACCUCCUUACCCUGAUUGUGUAUCUGCUGCAAUGCAAGUGGAGGAACAAACCAAAGGUCACCUCAGUGUCUCCAAACUCAUUGUAGGCGAUGUCAUCCGGGGUAUCAAGGGAGCAGAACGGGCCCCUGCUUGGUGCGAAGUUAAGGCUCUCUACCCUUUACCACGUAAUGGGACCCGCACCACUUACGACGGCUUCACAGAUACUCACAUGGUCGUGGAUGGAACAGUUCACCAGUACGGUGUGCGCGAGAAUGGAACAGUACGCAUAGGUCCCGUGUACACGCUUACCACCGACUGUGAUGCGUCUGUGAAUUCAGCUGGCCAGGCCUUCACUCCUAUCAACAACGGGCUCUGUCCUUUUGAGCUGAGCUGGGGCGAGUACCUUACUCUGAUUGCCGCCAUUCGACGAGUCGCCAAUCGAACUGGAUACUUCUGGUUUGACUUGAGCGCCUACCACAACAAUGACAGCGCCAUGGUGCCGUAUUGGGGAAGGCAGCUACCUGCAAUAUGCCGCGGUUUUCUGCGAUGUGCUCGUGAGGACCAGUGCCAAGAGUUUGAGACCAUCAUGGAGCAGUUCGUGCACAAGUAUCUUAACAAAGAAUACUUGGAGAUCGUUAAACGCGUUUUUCCCAACAUGGGUGGUGAUGUAAACAAGGAGCAAAGUGGAACCAUUACAGAAGUGGCCCGUCCAGAAAAAAAGAAGAAUUACUUGGUGCUGUUUACUGCCGUGGGCGGCGCCGUGCUGGCACUCGCGAUCAUCAUGGCCGCGAUCUUGAUGUACCGCGGACGAAAGAUGAAGGAGAUGGCAGUAACCAAGCCAGAACCCAAGAUUACCAGCCAUACCCCCGCAUAA